AUGCAGGUGGUGAUGAAGAAAGUUACCAGACUUUGUUCGAGUAAGCCUAUAGUUACCGUUAACAACAAUUUCCCAGGCCCCACCAUUUAUGCUCGAGAAGACGACACCGUUUUGAUCAAAGUCGUCAACCAUGUCCCAUAUAACGUCAGCAUCCAUUGGCACGGCAUUAGACAGCUGAGGACAGGAUGGGCGGAUGGGCCGGCCUAUAUAACACAGUGCCCGAUCCAACCAGGACAGAGCUACGUCUACAACUUCACCAUCACCGGUCAGCGAGGCACCCUUUUCUGGCACGCCCAUAUUCUCUGGCUCAGAGCUACUCUCUAUGGCGCAGUCGUUAUUUUGCCCAAGCUUGGAGUCCCUUAUCCAUUUCCCACGCCCCAUAAGGAGAUGGUUCUUAUAUUGGGUGAGUGGUGGAAGUCUGAUGUUGAAGCUGUUAUUAAUGAGGCUACUAAGUCUGGUUUGGCUCCUAAUGUCUCUGAUGCUCAUACCAUCAAUGGCCAUCCUGGGCCUGUCCAAGGUUGUCUCACUCGAGGAUUCAGUAUGCCAGUGCAGCAUGGUAAGACAUAUUUGCUGCGAAUCAUCAACGCUGCACUGAAUGAAGAACUGUUCUUUAAGGUUGCUGGCCACAAACUCACUGUCGUCGAAGUUGAUGCCGCGUACACGAAACCUUUCAACACCGACACCAUUGUCAUAGCCCCCGGCCAGACCACAAAUGCCCUUUUGACCGCCGACCACGGAAGUGGCAAGUAUGCAAUUUCAGCAUCAACUUUUAUGGAUACCCCCAUUGUUGCUGUUGAUAAUGUGACAGCCAUUGCCACUUUACAUUACACAGGCACACCUUCUACUACCCCUACCAGCUUCACUGGCCUGCCUCCCCAAAAUGCCACCCCAGUUGCAACAAAGUUCACAAACUCCCUUAGGAGCUUGAACUCAAAACAAUACCCUGCAAAAGUUCCAUUAGAAGUUGAUCAUUCCUUGCUUUUCACCAUUGGCCUUGGCAUUAACCCUUGCAAAACUUGCUCGAGUGGCAACCAAGUGGUGGCUGAUAUAAACAAUGUUACAUUUGUUAUGCCAACCAUUUCACUCCUUCAAUCUCAUUACUUCAAUAUCAAUGGUGUUUUUACUGAUGAUUUUCCUGCAAAUCCUCCAAUAAGAUACAACUAUACAGGGAAUCAGCCAAGCAACUUGCAGACAAUGAGUGGAACUAGGCUUUAUAGACUGGCCUACAACUCUACGGUCCAAUUAGUCUUACAAGACACUGCAAUGAUAGCUCCAGAGAACCAUCCAAUUCAUCUUCAUGGAUUCAACUUCUUUGUUGUUGGAAGUGGCUUGGGAAACUUCAAUCACAAGAAAGAUCCUAAGAAAUUCAAUCUUGUUGACCCUGUGGAGAGGAAUACAAUUGCUGUUCCUUCUGGUGGAUGGGUUGCUUUAAGAUUCAGGGCUGAUAAUCCAGGGGUUUGGUUUAUGCAUUGCCAUUUAGAAGUGCACACAACAUGGGGACUUAAGAUGGCAUUUCUAGUGGACAAUGGGGAAGGGCCAGAAGAGUCUCUUCUUCCUCCUCCAAAUGACCUUCCCAAAUGUUAGGUAAGCCCCCAUUGAAUUCAUAAAAUUUAAGGGCAAAAAAAGUAUGGAAAAGGAACUGAAGUUCUAUCAGAACUGCCCUAAAAAAGGCAAGAGUUCUUGAGCAAAAAGAAAGCAGCUGCUUAUUCCUGUAUAGAACAGCAUGGAGAUUCUUUCAAAUCUUGUUGGUUGGGCUGUCAUUUGUUUAUAUUGCCUUGCGGGUUAUUAUGUAAUUUUGUGAAUGUUUUCUUGUUUUCUUUUCUGGGGUGGUUUAAAAUGUAUAAACUGCAUUGAUUGUUGUAUAAAAUCCAAUAACAAUUAACUUUUUCAGAGAUUACUUUGUA
Molecule: messenger RNA, 1904 nt
Organism: Cucurbita pepo subsp. pepo (vegetable marrow)
Lineage: Eukaryota; Viridiplantae; Streptophyta; Magnoliopsida; Cucurbitales; Cucurbitaceae
Source: RefSeq, a predicted model, not a curated record